Antrostomus carolinensis (chuck-will's-widow) is the source of this 1509-nucleotide messenger RNA. RefSeq names its product tigger transposable element derived 5 (gene TIGD5). The record is from RefSeq and is a predicted model, not a curated record. The transcript has a single exon. The annotation marks the transcript as partial. Lineage: Eukaryota; Metazoa; Chordata; Aves; Caprimulgiformes; Caprimulgidae. Gene Ontology annotation, molecular function: DNA binding. Gene Ontology annotation, cellular component: nucleus.
CAACGUAAGAAGAUGCGUUUGGCCAACGAGGAGGAGAUCGAUCGUGCUGUCUACGCUUGGUUCCUCGCUCUCCGACAACAUGGAGUACCACUUUCCGGACCUCUCAUCCAAGCUCAGGCUGAAGCUUUCGCCCGACAGAUCUACGGUCCUGAAUGUACCUUCAAAGCCAGUCAUGGUUGGUUCUGGCGUUGGCAAAAACGUCAUGGUAUCUCCAGCCAACGUAUCUACGGUGAAGGUGGCCUCCCCACCGAGCCUGAUCGAGCUCCUGCCACCUGCUCUGAGACCUUACCCGUGCCGGCGACUGAUGCCGGUGGCUACGGCGAUGAGCAGAUCUACAACGCCAACGUCACUGGGCUCUACUGGAAGCUGUUGCCAGGACAAGCUGGUGGGACAACAGUGACAGCGCGGCGUCGGCCAGCUCCUCGUGAGCGGGUCACCGUGCUGCUGGCUGCUAAUUUAACCGGCUCCCACAAGCUCAAACCAUUGGUGAUUGGAGGCCUUCGUGAUCCUCCCAGCCUCCGUCAUCACAACCAGGACAAAUUCCCCGCUUGUUACCGCUACAGCCCUGAAGCCAGGUUGGGUCCAGCUCUUCUCCGAGCUUGGUUCUUUGAGGACUUUGUGCCGGGUGUCAAACGCUACCUGCGCCGCAGCUGCCUGCAGCAGAAGGCUGUGUUGCUGCUCAGCUCCCCACCACCCCCAACUGGGACAGGUCCUGAGGAAUCCCCACCUCUGCAGACACCUGAUGGCUCCAUCCGUGCCCUUUUCCUCUCCAAGGGUCCUGCUGGGAAUGGCUCAGCUGGAGGAGGAGGUCGAAUCCCAGCCCCGCUGGAGCAGGGGGUGGUAUCCGCCUUCAAGCAGCUCUACAAGCGGGAAUUGUUGCGCCUGGCCGUCUCGUGCGCGACCGGUGGCAGCAGCUCUGGUGGCCCCAUGGACUUUGUACAAUCUUUUCUCCUCAAGGAUAUGUUGUACUUGGCCGGCCUCUCCUGGGACCUCAUUCCCCCUGGUUCCAUCGAGAAGUGUUGGCUGUUGGGGCUCCGCGCUGCCUUCGAGCCCCAGCCUGGGGAGGAAGAGCAUGGUGCCUCCCCGCGUGGGGAGGAAGGCAGUGGGGACAGCAAAGUCUUCAGUGACCUGACCCACUUGGCCGCGUUGGCCUACAAGCGCUUGGCUCCUGAGGAGGUGGCCGACUGGUUGCACUUGGAUGAUGUAGCUCCGGGUACGGAGGAGGAUGAUGGGGAAGAGGACGCUGAGGAGGAAGGCUCUGGGGGCUGUGGGGUAGAGGAGGAUGAGGAGGAUGAGGCAGCUGCUGGAGAUGGGGGUGGCAGAAGGGAUGGGGAAGGAGGAGAUGUCUUGCUGCCCACAGCUCGAGAAGCCAUCAAAGGUCUGGAGACGGCGUUACGCUGGUUGGAGGGUCAGGACCCCCGGCAAGUGGGGCCGUUGAAGCUGGUGCAGCUCCGUUCCCUCAUCAGCAUGGCCCAGCGGCUUCACCGCGGUGGCAGCCCACGUUCCUAG